GACGAGUACCGCAGUGUCGCGGACAAGAGCGACAAGUCGGCGUCCCUCUCAGUGCGUGUCCACGACGCUCGGAGAUGCUCGCGAACGGAUUCGCGCGCGCGUGCCUCCUCGCGGCGAUAAUAGCCGCCUCGAGCGGGCAGCUCGAGCGCGCCGACGAUGGCUUCGAGGCAGCCUUGGGCCACUUGCGCCCGAGCGCCUCGCCGGGCGCGCAGACCGACGCGGCGAGCAGCUUGAUCGCGAGGCUCUUGGGGAGAGACGCGUCGCGCUUCCGCGCGCUCGUCGAUCCGAGCACGAAGCCCGUGGGCAAGGACAUUUUCAAGCUGAAGGCGAUCGGCCCCAACGAGAUCAAGAUCACCGGCUCGUCGGGCGUAGCGGUCGCGUGGGGUCUGCAUUACUAUCUCAAGCACUAUUGCGACUGCCACGUGUCCUGGGAGGGCUCGCAACUGAAACUGCCGACGCGAUUGCCCGACGUCGACGAAACUGUCGUUUCCAACGAUCGUUUCAGGUACUAUCAGAACGUUUGCACAGCUGGCUACAGCUCGACCUGGUGGAACUGGGAACAAUGGGAGAAGAACAUCGACUGGAUGGCCUUGAAUGGCAUCAACUUGGCAUUGGCGUUUCUCGCGCAGGAAGCCGUCUGGCUGAAGGUUUAUCUGAAGCUUGGCCUCAGCAAAAUGGAAAUCGAUCAGCACUUUGCCGGACCGGCAUUUUUGCCAUGGUCGAGAAUGGGAAACAUUCGUGGGUGGGGUGGUCCGCUGUCCGAGUCCUGGCACGGCUUUACGAUCCAGCUGCAGCGUCGGAUCUUACAGCGUAUGCGAGAACUUGGCAUAGUGCCCGUGCUACCGGCUUUCGCCGGACACGUGCCACGGGAUUUCGCACGAGUUUUCCCGAACGCCAGCGUGAGCAAAGUCAUGCGAUGGAACAAUUUCGAUGAUAAAUAUUGCUGUCCGUACAUGCUGGAUCCUACCGACCCCUUGUUUCAGACCGUUGGCGAAGAAUUUUUGAAAACGUACAUCGAACAGUUCGGCACCAACAACAUUUACAACUGCGAUUCGUUCAACGAGGUAGAUCCGAGGAGCAGCGAUCCGGAAUACAUAAGGCAGACCGGCAUGGCGAUAUUUUCGUCGAUGCGCAAAGCCGAUCCCGAUGCCAUUUGGAUGAUGCAAGGAUGGUUAUUCGCUCACGCUGCUGACUUUUGGAAGAAGGAACUUGUGAAAGCUUUGGUGACGUCUGUGCCUAUUGGAAAAAUGAUAAUAUUGGAUCUCCACUCGGAAAAGCAGCCUCAAUAUCACAAAUUCGACUCUUAUUACGGUCAGCCAUUCAUCUGGUGUAUGCUACACAAUUUCGGUGGCACGCUCGGAAUGUUCGGAUCCGCAGAUAUUAUCAAUGAAAGGGUUUUCGAAGGAAGGCAGAUGAACGGAAGUACUAUGAUUGGCACAGGACUCACUCCGGAAGGGAUCAACCAGAAUUACGUCAUUUAUGACUUGAUGAAUGAAAUGAGUUACAGGAAGAAACCAACCGAUCUCGAUAAUUGGUUCGCUAAGUACGCAGAUCGAAGAUAUGGGGUUGUUGACGACACUGUAAGAACGGCGUGGACAAAUUUGGGCAAGUCCAUUUACAACUACAAAGACCCUCGUAAUAUCAGAGGCCAUUACGUCAUCACGAUGCGUCCAAAGAUCAUCAUCCCAAUAUGGUACUGGUACGAACUGAAGACCUUCUUUGACGUGUGGACGGACUUCAACAAAGCGAGCAAUGCGACGACAACCAGCGAAUUGUUUAAGCACGAUCUCGUUGAUGUUUCGAGGCAAGCUUUGCAAGUCUCGGCUGAUUUUAUUUAUCGCGACAUCAAAGAGGCGUACUUAUCGGGCAACAUUACCAAACUUCGGUCCGCGAGCUCUCUUCUGCUAGAGCUUUUCGACGACCUCGAGAAAAUUUUAGCCAGCAGUAGAGAUUUCCUCUUGGGCACGUGGCUGGAAUCGGCCAAAUCCGCAGCACCGAGCAGCAGCAAAAUCGAGCGCGAAAAUUUCGAAUUCAACGCGCGCAAUCAGAUCACGCUCUGGGGUCCGAGCGGCGAAAUAGUCGAUUACGCUAACAAGCAAUGGUCGGGCGUCAUGAGAGACUAUUUCAAAGCCAGGUGGGCGAUAUUUUUAACGGCGUUGGAAAACUCAUUGCAAAGACACGUGGCGUUCAGCGGACGCAAAGUCAAGCAACGAAUUUUCAACAAGGUGGAAUUGCCCUUCAGUUACUCAAGGAAAGCUUAUCCGACGACACCGACAGGUGACAGUAUACUGAUUGCUGCUAAACUGUACAACAAGUGGCUGAAACUAUGGAAAUGAUCAGUCAUCAUAUGUGUAUAUAUAUCAUCCGCGCUCGUGUAUGAUGGAAGUAAACAAAUAUAUAUAUAUAUAUUUAUAUAUAUAUUUUAUGUGUGUAUAUAUAUGUGUAUGUAUAUAUAUACAUGUACCUACACGUGUGUUUUUUUAUUAUUGAUUGAGUGAUAUAUAUAAAUAUAA
Phymastichus coffea is the source of this 2513-nucleotide messenger RNA. RefSeq names its product alpha-N-acetylglucosaminidase (gene Naglu). The coding region runs from base 75 to 2336 and encodes 753 amino acids. The record is from RefSeq and is a predicted model, not a curated record. The transcript has 14 exons. Lineage: Eukaryota; Metazoa; Arthropoda; Insecta; Hymenoptera; Eulophidae.